GUGGCCUGACUGUCAUCGCAUUCAUGGUUGUUUGUGCGGUGGAGUGAGCCGGCGGCGGAAAGGAAUCUCCCGCCAUUUUUCAAUCCCUUCUUCUCUUGUUGGUGUGUGAGGGGUCAGCGCGGGAAAGCGGCGGGGGCGGGAAGUGUCAGGCGGUGUCUCCGUUACUCCCCGCGUACGGAUCGGGCCGUUCGCCGCCUCACGGAGCUACGCAGCGUCCCAUCACACUGCCCGAGGGAUGGCGCCGCUGCUGGGCCGCAGGCCCUUCUCGCUGGUGAAGCCGUUGACAGAGUCGCCCGCGGAAGGGGAAGAAGUAUUCGUGGUGGAGCACACCAAGGAGGCGUUCCGGAACCGGGAAGAAUAUGAAGCACGUAUGCAGCACUAUGCAGAACGGGUAUGGACGUGUAAAAGCACGGGUAGCAACCAGCUGACUCACAAAGAAGCCUGGGAUGAAGAACAGGAAGUGGCAGAACUGUUGAAAGAGGAGUUCCCAGUAUGGUACGAGAAGCAGGUGUUGGAGAUGGUACACCAUAACACAAUUUCCUUAGACAAACUGGUGGACCAAUCAUGGAUGGAGAUAAUGACCAAGUAUUCUGUUGGUGAAGAGUGUGACUUUGAGGUGGGACCAGAGAAAUAUUUGCGUGCCAAGAUAGUUCAGAUUCAUCCCCUGGAGAAAGAAGAGCAGGCUGGUGCUGAGAAGAAGCCUGAUGGAUCAUGUGACUCUCCAUCCAGUGACAAGGAGAACUCGAGUCAAGUAGUCCAGGACAUCCAGCUGAAGGAAGAGAGCAGCAGACGAGACACCCUGAGUGCACUAAGAGAAAGUGACAGAGCAAGACGUUCUCCACGUAAGCUCCCUGAAAGCCUGAAAAAAGAGAAAAAAUGGGUUCCACCUACAUUUCUGCCACACAAAUAUGAUGUAAAAUUGCUGAAUGAAGAUAAGAUAAUAAGCAUGGUUCCAGUGGAAAGUCUGUAUCGCUCAGAACGUCCUCCCAAUAAGGAGAUCAUGCGUUAUUUCAUUCGCCAUAACGCUUUGCGGAUUGGUACAGGAGAGAAUGCUCCUUGGGUAGUUGAGGAUGAUCUGGUUAAAAAGUACUCUCUACCUAGCAAGUUCAGUGACUUUUUACUGGAUCCACAUAAAUACAUGUCCUUAAAUCCAACACCAGCAGCCAAGCGAAAAAGCCUAGGAUCACCUGACCAGAAGCCGUCCAAAAAAUCCAAAACAGAUGGAGAUAAAAAUGCUCUAAAAGGCAAGAAGUCCCCCCUUAGUCCAACCUUAUGGUGUCAAGUAAACCUGAAGAAAAUAGUUCAUGGUUCCCCUUCAAAGCUAAAAGAGCUUGAAGGGAAAUAUUCAGAGGAGCAGCUUGCACAGUUAAUGAAAAUUGUGAGUCCUUCUAAACUUCAUGCCAGCCUCAAGAAAGGCUCUGCUGCAGGGAAGAAAAGUGGGAAGGCCCAUGUAAUUAAUGGACAGAAAGUUUCUGGUAAGUCUAGUUCACCUAAAAAAGGCUUGAAAAACUCCAAACUGAAGCAGAUGACACUAUUGGAUAUGGGUAAGAGCACCACCAAAGUGGCACGAACACCUAAAACUUCUACCACCACCAAGUCUGCUAGUAAACCACAUAAGAGACUUCCUCCUGCAGCUCUACAUCUGAUUUCUUACUAUCGUGAGAACAAGAAUCGGGAAGAUCGUAAAAGCGCCCUCUCUGCCCUGAUCUCCAAAGUCGCAAGGCUUCUUUCUGAUGAAGACCGUGGUCGAUUGCCCGAUGAGCUGAAAGAAUUGGUGCAGAAACGUUAUGAGAUGCUUGAGGAACGCAGGCGCUGGGCUAUGAUGACUGAAGAGCAGAAAGAAGAGCACAUGCGGCAGAAGCGGGCAGCGCUAAAAGCUCGCAUUAAAGAAAAGGCUCGGGAGCGCAAAGAGAAAGAGAAACAGCAACGACUGGAGAAACAGAAAAGGUUUGAGGAUCAAGAGUUGACUGGCAAGAGCUUGCCAGCAUUUAAGUUAGUAGAUACUCCUGAGGGGCUCCCAAAUACAUUGUUUGGUGAUGUAGCUAUGGUGGUAGAGUUUCUCAGUUGCUAUGCUGACCUGCUGCUUCCAGAUGGUCAGUACCCAGUGACUGCUGUUUCACUAAUGGAAGCGCUUUCUGCUGAAAAAGGCGGCUUUUUGUAUCUUAACAGAGUGCUUGUCGUGUUACUGCAGACGCUCCUGCAAGAUGAAAUUGCUGAGGAUUAUGGGGAACUAGGCAUGAAGCUGUCUGAGAUACCACUUACCCUGCACUCUGCCUCAGAGCUGGUUCGCCUGUGCCUCCGCAAGUCUGACUUGCCAGCUGGGGAAAGCAAUUGUUCAGAUAAAGGGGAUGAAGAGAGCGAGGGAUCUGCUGUGUUCCAGGACGAUGAGGUGGAAGAUGAAUUCGUGGAGAAGCUGGAAACUACUGAGUUUUUUGAGCUAACUACAGCAGAAAAGCUUCAUAUCCUUGUAGCUCUUUGUCACCGUAUCCUGAUGACUUAUUCUGUUCAGGACCAUGUGGAUGGCAAGCAGCACCAAUCCGGUGAGCUCUGGAAGGAGAGGUUAGCUAUGCUGAAAGAGGAAAAUGAUAAGAAACGAGCAGAAAAACUGAAGAGAAAGGAGCUUGGAGCCAAGGGUAAAGAGGAAAGCACACAACCCAAACCACCUCCUAAGAAAGUGGACAAAGUGAGCAAAACAGAGCAACCGCCAGCAGAGCAGGAACCAGAGGACAUGAUCAGUGCCGUUAAGAGCAGGAGGCUGCAGGCAAUUCAAGCCAAAAAAGAGAAGGAGGAAAACGACAAACUUACAAAAGAAAGGUUUCAGAAAGAGGCAGAAGAGGACCGACUGCGCAAGCAAAAGGCCUCUGCAGAGAAAGCUUUUCAUGAAGGUAUUGCCAAAGCCAAGCAAGUAUUGAGAAGAUAUCCAAUUGGUACAGACCGCAACCACAACAGAUAUUGGCUGUUCUCAGAAAGUGCUCCUGGGCUGUUUAUUGAGAAGGGCUGGGUGCAUGACAGUAUUAAUUACAGCUUCAGUCUUCCUGAAGAAGAUGAAGAUCCAGACGCAGAAACUACCAUGGAGAGUGACGAUGCUGAGAGUAGUGUGGGUGCACCGGAGGAUUCCCCACAAAAGGAAGAGAGACCUGUGGAGAGCACAGUACCUAAACAGGGGCAGAACCUUUGGUUCCUUUGUGAUACCCAGAAGGAGUUGGAUGAGCUGCUGGAUUGUCUCCAUUCACAGGGUAUUAGAGAGAGCCAGCUAAAAGAGCGUCUGCAGAAAAGGUAUCAGGACAUUUUGCAUUCCAUUCACCUUGCUCGCAAGUCCAAUCUAGGCUUGAAGACAUGUGAUGGUUCCCAGGAGCUGCUGAACUUUCUGCGCAGUGAUGUAAUAGAAGUGGCAACAAGGCUUCAGAAGGGCGGCCUAGGAUAUCUGGAUGACACGUCAGAAUUUGAAGCUAAGGUGCGUUCUCUGGAGAAUCUAAAGGAUUUUGGGGAAUGUAUCAUCUUUCUGCAAGCGGCUGUCAUCAAGAAGUUCUUACAGGGUUUUAUGGCUCCAAAACAGAAAAAGCGUAAACCCCAAUCGGAGGAGGCAGCAGCCAAAGCAGAGGAACAGGAUGAGGAAAAGAAAAUUGCGGAGGAAGCAAAGGUGGCAUCAGCUGUGGAGAAAUGGAAGACUGCCAUCCUUGAGGCCCAAACAUUUUCACGUGUACAUGUGCUGCUGGGGAUGUUGGAUGCCUGCAUCAAGUGGGACAUGUCCUCUGAAAAUGCCCGCUGCAAAGUGUGUCGGAAGAAAGGUGAGGAUGACAAGUUGAUCCUAUGUGACGAGUGUAACAAGGCAUUCCACCUCUUCUGUCUGCGACCAGUUCUCUUAAUGAUACCAGAUCGGGAAUGGCAGUGCCCUGCCUGUCAACCAGCAACACUCAGGCGUAGCUCCCGGGGCAGGAACUAUGCUGAAGAAUCCUCUAACGAUGAGGAGGAGGAGGAGGAGGAUGUUGACGAUGAAGAGGAUGAGGAGUAUGAUGAGGACACAGACGGUGAAGAUCAGGAUUUAAGGCUCAGAUUGAGGUCUCGCAAAGCACCUAAGGGUAAAGCUAGCAAACCUAAAAGUUCAAGUCCACGUGGGCGCCAGAAAGCUAAGAACAAUCAGCGGUCCUCCAGACAGCGUGCACUGCCAGAAAAUGGAGCUGAAGUAGAGGAGGUGAUACGUCAGAGCAAGCCAGCCCCCCGACGCCAGAACCAUGAGCUGCAGAAGUGCGAAGACAUUUUAUGCAAACUCAUAAAGUACCGCUUCAGCUGGCCAUUCAGGGAGCCAGUGAACACAGAGGACGAUGAGAGCUAUCUGAAAGUAGUGACCACCCCUAUGGACUUCCAGACCAUGCAGAGCAAGUGCUCAUGUGGCAACUAUCAGACGGUGCAAGAAUUCCUCAAUGACCUGAAACUGGUAUUUGGAAAUGCUGAGCAGUACUAUGAACCAGGAGCCCAGCAAAUUUCCUGCUUAGAGAAAACGGAGCAGUGUGUUAGAGACCUCCUCAGCAAACACCUUCCCGGACACACUUACCAGAGGAAGCACCGUAAGCACCAGGCCCUGGAGCAGUCACCAGAUAACCACGGCCCUGGGCGUAAACGGAAGAAAUAAGUGUAUGAAUGUAAAGGGAGUUGGGUGGAAGUAAAGGGUUUGAGAGAGGUAGAUUGGAGGCUGUGGGGACUGAACUGGAAGUUUGCCCCAAUUUUAGAGACCAAACAUGUUUUGUUGAGAUGAUAUCAUGUCUGGGAGGCUCAGUAAAGAUUUGGCGGUGUGGUUUUGUUUUCCCCCUUAAACCCCCCCCCCCCCCCCCCCCUUGGAUGUGUGCUGCAGUCAAGUGAAGCUCAAUCACCUAGUAGUGUUGAAGAGAAUCUGUCUUCUUGCUCAAAUCCGGUGUCUCCUAACAAUGUUUGUGUCCUAAGUCACAUAGGUCUUGGGUAGAGCUGCCACAUACCUUUAUAUAUAUAUAUAUUGCUGGUGUGAAAGCUGUGCACACUUCUAUCGAAGGCACUUAUUGGUGUGUCCAGCCAGAGAACGACAUGAAGUAAUUUUAGUAGCGUUGGGUUCUGUAAAUCAUUGAUCUUAAACAGCUACAUCACUGGCAGAGUUUAUAAUUGUCACUCGGCAGCAGGAUACCGCAUUGUAUUUGUGUUGACUUUAUAAAGGGUCGUCUGAGCUCUCCCCACACCUUCUGUAUUUAGAGAUUAUAUGCCAACUGCUCCUUGUAAAUGUUCCCUAGAUACACACAGAUAGGAGUAUCUGAAGCUGGAUAAAACCCUAAAAAGAAACUCACCAGCACCCCAACUUUGCCUGCCUCCCUCUAUUUAAAACGCUACCAGCACGGACUGAUAGAUUGGAAGAGUACCUUGUGGUCCCCUUCCUCUUGGAAGGAUUCUUUUUUUUUUUUUUUUAAAUCUUCCUUUCUGCCGACACAGGUAUCUGACGGUCAAACCGAAAAGUCAAUAAUUUUUUUUGUGCAUUUUUUUUUUUUUUUUUUUUUGUACUGACUUUUCCCUUUUCUAGGUAUUCAAUGUUUGCUUGUGAUCUUGUAUAAAGGGAGACUUUGUCUGGGUUUGGCACAUGUACAGUACAGUUUAUAUGAAAACAAGUGUUUGCCUUUAUUAAUAUUAAAACAGAAGGAACCACAUA
Pseudophryne corroboree (corroboree frog) is the source of this 5665-nucleotide messenger RNA. It is a transcript of the gene BAZ1B, whose product is annotated as bromodomain adjacent to zinc finger domain 1B. Bases 236 to 4630 code for a protein of 1464 amino acids. Gene Ontology annotation, molecular function: histone binding; histone H2AXY142 kinase activity. Gene Ontology annotation, cellular component: WICH complex. Gene Ontology annotation, biological process: chromatin remodeling; DNA damage response. Lineage: Eukaryota; Metazoa; Chordata; Amphibia; Anura; Myobatrachidae. The record is from RefSeq and is a predicted model, not a curated record. The transcript has 19 exons.